UGAUCUUGGCUCCCUGCAACUUCCGCCUCCCGGGUUCAAGUGAUUCUCCUGCCUCAGCCUCCUGAAUAGCUGGGACUACAGGCGCAUGCCACGAUGCCCGGCUAAUUUUUUGUAUUUUUAGUAGAGAUGGGGUUUCACCGUGUUAGCCAGGAUGGUCUCGAUCUCCUGACCUCGUGAUCCGCCCGCCUCAGCCUCCCAAAGUGCUGAAAUUACAGGUGUGAGCCACCGUGCCCGGCCCUGAUCUUUACAUUUUUAAAUAUUGCAUUAGUGAACCGUGUACUGAUUUUGUGAUCAUAGAUAACCCAGUUAAAUAUUAAGUCUUAAUUAUCACUUAGUAUUUUACAACCUCAGUUGUAGUUAUAAAGUAAGGGUUCCACAGACCUCCUAACAGUUCCUAGAAAAUGGAGCUGUCUUGGCAUGUAGUCUUGAUUGCCCUUCUAAGUUUUUCAUGCUGGGGGUCAGACUGGGAGUCUGAUAGAAAUUUCAUUUCCACCGCUGGUCCUCUAACCAAUGAUUUGCUGCACAACCUGAGUGGUCUCCUGGGAGACCAGGGUUCUAACUUUGUAGCAGGGGACAAAGACAUGUAUGUUUGUCACCAGCCACUGCCCGCUUUCCUGCCAGAAUACUUCAGCAGUCUCCAUGCCAGUCAGAUCACCCACUAUAAGGUAUUUCUAUCAUGGGCACAGCUCCUCCCAGCAGGAAGCACCCAGAAUCCAGACGAGAAAACAGUGCAGUGCUACCGGCGACUCCUGGAGGCCCUCAAGACUGCACAGCUUCAGCCCAUGGUCAUCCUGCACCACCAGACCCUCCCUGCCAGCACCCUCCAGAGAACUGAAGCGUUCGCUGACCUCUUCGCCGACUAUGCCACAUUCGCCUUCCACUCCUUUGGGGACCUAGUUGGGAUCUGGUUCACCUUCAGUGACUUGGAGGAAGUGAUCAAGGAGCUUCCCCACCAGGAAUCAAGAGCGUCACAACUCCAGACCCUCAGUGAUGCCCACAGAAAAGCCUAUGAGGUUUACCACGAAAACUAUGCUUCUCAGGGUGGGAAACUCUCUGUUGUCCUGCGAGCUGAAGAUAUCCUGGAGCUCCUGCUAGAACCACCCAUAUCUGCGCUUGGCCAGGACGCGGUCGAUUUCCUCUCUCUUGAUUUGUCUUAUGAAUGCCAAAAUGAGGCAAGUCUGUGGCAGAAGCUGAGUAAAUUGCAGACCAUUGAGCCAAAAGUGAAAGUUUUCAUCUUCAACCUAAAACUCCCGGACUGCCCCUCCACCAUGAAGAACCCAGCCAGGCUGCUUUUCAGCCUUUUUGAAGCCAUAAAUAAAGACCAAGUGCUCACCAUUGGGUUUGAUAUUAAUGAGUUUCUGAGUUGUUCAUCAAGUUCCAAGAAAAGCAUGUCUUGUUCUCUGACUGACAGCCUGGCCCUUCAGCCUGACCAGCAGCAGGACCACGAGACCACAGGCUCCUCUCCUGCCUCUGCCUAUCAGAGAGUCUGGGAAGCAUUUGCCAAUCAGUCCAGGGUGGAAAGGGAUGCCUUCCUGCAGGACACUUUCCCCGAAGGCUUCCUCUGGGGUGCCUCCACAGGAGCCUUUAACGUGGAAGGAGGCUGGGCCGAGGGCGGGAGAGGGGCGAGCAUCUGGGAUCCACGCAGGCCCCUGAACACCACUGAGGGCCAAGCGACGCCGGAGGUGGCCAGUGACAGCUACCACAAGGUAGCCUCUGAUGUCGCCCUGCUUCGCGGCCUCCGGGCUCAGGUGUACAAGUUCUCCAUCUCCUGGUCCCGGAUCUUCCCCACGGGGCACGGGAGAAGCCCCAGCCUCCCAGGUGUUGCCUACUACAACAAGCUGAUUGACAGGCUGCGGGAUGCGGGCAUUGAGCCCAUGGCCACGCUGUUCCACUGGGACCUGCCUCAGGCCCUGCAGGAUCAUGGCGGAUGGCAGAAUGAGAGUGUGGUGGAUGCCUUCCUGGACUAUGCGGCCUUCUGCUUCUCCACGUUUGGGGACCGUGUGAAGCUGUGGGUGACCUUCCAUGAGCCGUGGGUGAUGAGCUACGCAGGCUAUGGCACUGGCCAGCACCCUCCCAGCAUCUCUGACCCAGGAGUGGCCUCUUUUAAGGUGGCUCACUUGGUCCUCAAGGCUCAUGCCAGAACUUGGCACCACUACAACAGCCACCAUCGCCCACAGCAGCAGGGGCACGUGGGCAUUGUGCUGAACUCAGACUGGGCAGAACCCCUGUCUCCAGAGAGGUCUGAGGACCUGAGAGCCUCUGAGCGCUUCUUGCACUUCAUGCUGGGCUGGUUUGCACACCCCAUCUUUGUGGAUGGAGACUACCCAGCCACCCUGAGGACCCAGAUCCAACAGAUGAACAGACAGUGCUCCCAUCCUGUGGCUCAACUCCCCGAGUUCACGGAGGCAGAGAAGCAGCUCCUAAAAGGCUCUGCUGAUUUUCUGGGUCUGUCGCAUUACACCUCCCGCCUCAUCAGCAACGCCCCACAAAACACCUGCAUCCCUAGCUAUGAUACCAUUGGAGGCUUCUCCCAACACAUGAACCAUGUGUGGCCCCAGACCUCAUCCUCUUGGAUUCGUGUGGUGCCCUGGGGGAUAAGGAGGCUGUUGCAGUUUGUAUCCCUGGAAUACACAAGAGGAAAAGUUCCAAUAUACCUGGCCGGGAAUGGCAUGCCCAUAGGGGAAAGUGAAAAUCUCUUUGAUGAUUCCUUGAGAGUAGACUACUUCAAUCAAUAUAUCAAUGAGGUGCUCAAGGCUAUCAAGGAAGACUCCGUGGAUGUUCGGUCCUACAUUGCUCGUUCCCUCAUUGAUGGCUUCGAAGGCCCUUCUGGUUACAGCCAGCGGUUUGGCCUGCACCACGUCAACUUCAGCGACAGCAGCAAGUCAAGGACUCCCAGGAAAUCUGCCUACUUUUUCACUAGCAUCAUAGAAAAGAACGGUUUCCUCACCAAGGGGGCAAAAAGACUGCUACCACCUAAUACAGCAAACCUCCCCUCCAAAGUCAGAGCCUUCACUUUUCCAUCUGAAGUGCCCUCCAAGGCUAAAGUCGUUUGGGAAAAGUUCUCCAGCCAACCCAAGUUCGAAAGAGAUUUGUUCUACCACGGGACGUUUCGGGAUGACUUUCUGUGGGGCGUGUCCUCUUCCGCUUAUCAGAUCGAAGGCGGGUGGGAUGCCGAUGGCAAAGGCCCCAGCAUCUGGGAUAACUUUACUCACACACCAGGGAGCAAUGUGAAAGACAAUGCCACUGGAGAUAUCGCCUGUGACAGCUAUCACCAGCUGGAUGCCGAUCUGAAUAUGCUCCGCGCUUUGAAGGUGAAGGCCUACCGCUUCUCCAUCUCCUGGUCUCGGAUUUUCCCAACUGGGAGAAACAGCUCUAUCAACAGUCAAGGGGUUGAUUAUUACAAUAGGCUGAUCAAUGGCUUGGUGGCAAGCAACAUCUUUCCCAUGGUGACAUUGUUCCACUGGGACCUGCCCCAGGCCCUCCAGGAUAUCGGAGGCUGGGAGAAUCCUGCCUUGAUUGACUUGUUUGACAGCUACGCAGACUUUUGUUUCCAGACCUUUGGUGACAGAGUCAAGUUCUGGAUGACUUUUAAUGAGCCCAUGUACCUGGCAUGGCUGGGUUAUGGCUCAGGGGAUUUUCCCCCAGGGGUGAAGGACCCAGGCUGGGCACCAUAUAGGAUAGCCCACACCAUCAUCAAAGCCCAUGCCAGAGUCUAUCACACGUACGAUGAGAAAUACAGGCAGGAGCAGAAGGGGGUCAUCUCGCUGAGCCUCAGUACACACUGGGCAGAGCCCAAGUCACCAGGGGUCCCCAGAGAUGUGGAAGCCGCUGACCGAAUGCUGCAGUUCUCCCUGGGCUGGUUUGCUCACCCCAUUUUUAGAAACGGAGACUAUCCUGACACCAUGAAGUGGAAAGUGGGGAACAGGAGUGAACUGCAACACUUAGCCACCUCCCGCCUGCCAAGCUUCACUGAGGAAGAGAAGAGGUUCAUCGGGGCAACGGCCGACGUCUUCUGCCUCAACACGUACUACUCCAAAAUCGUGCAGCACAAAACACCUAGGCUAAACCCACCCUCCUACGAAGACGACCGGGAGAUGGCUGAGGAGGAGGACCCUUCGUGGCCUUCCACGGCAUUGAACAGAGCUGCGCCCUGGGGGACGCGAAGGCUGCUGAACUGGAUCAAGGAAGAGUAUGGUGACAUCCCCAUUUACAUCACCGAAAACGGAGUGGGGCUGACCAAUCCAAACACGGAGGAUACUGAUAGGAUAUUUUACCACAAAACCUACAUCAAUGAGGCUUUGAAAGCCUACAGGCUUGAUGGUGUAGACCUUCGAGGGUAUGUCGCCUGGUCUCUGAUGGACAACUUUGAGUGGCUGAAUGGCUACACGGUCAAGUUUGGACUAUACCAUGUUGAUUUCAACAACACGAACAGGCCUCGCACAGCAAGAACCUCCGCCAGGUACUACACAGAGGUCAUUACCAACAACGGCAUGCCACUGGCCAGGGAGGAUGAGUUUCUGUACGGCCGGUUUCCUGAGGGCUUCAUCUGGAGUGCAGCUUCUGCUGCAUAUCAGAUCGAAGGUGCGUGGAGAGCAGAUGGCAAAGGACUCAGCAUUUGGGACACGUUUUCUCACACACCACUGAAGGUUGAGGAUGAUGCCAUCGGAGACGUGGCCUGCGACAGUUAUCACAAGAUUGCUGAGGAUCUGGUCACCCUGCAGAACCUGGGCGUGUCCCACUACCGUUUUUCCAUCUCCUGGCCUCGCAUCCUCCCUGAUGGAACCACCAGGUACAUCAAUGAAGCGGGCCUGAACUACUACGUGAGACUCAUCGAUGCACUGCUGGCCGCUAGCAUCCAGCCCCAGGUGACCAUUUACCACUGGGACCUACCGCAGGCGCUCCAAGAUGUAGGAGGCUGGGAGAAUGAGACCAUCGUGCAGCGGUUUAAGGAGUAUGCAGAUGUGCUCUUCCAGAGGCUGGGAGACAAGGUGAAGUUUUGGGUCACACUGAAUGAGCCCUUUGUCAUUGCUUACCAGGGCUAUGGCGACGGAACAAAAGCUCCAGGAAUCUCCAGUAGGCCUGGCACUGCCCCCUACAUUGUUGGCCACAACCUAAUAAAGGCUCAUGCUGAGGCCUGGCAUCUGUACAACGAAGUGUAUCGUGCCAGUCAAGGUGGCGUGAUUUCCAUCACCAUCAGCAGUGACUGGGCUGAACCCAGAGAUCCCUCUAACCAGGAGGAUGUGGAGGCAGCCAGGAGAUAUGUUCAGUUCAUGGGAGGCUGGUUUGCACAUCCUAUUUUCAAGAAUGGAGAUUACAACGAGGUGAUGAAGACGCGGAUCCGUGACAGGAGCUUGGCUGCAGGCCUCAACAAGUCUCGGCUGCCAGAAUUUACAGAGAGUGAGAAGAGGAGGAUCAACGGCACCUAUGACUUUUUUGGGUUCAAUCACUACACCACUGUCCUCGCCUACAACCUCAACUAUGCCACUGCCAUCUCUUCUUUUGAUGCAGACAGAGGAGUUGCUUCCAUCGCAGAUCGCUCGUGGCCAGACUCUGGCUCCCUCUGGCUGAAGAUGACGCCUUUUGGCUUCAGGAGGAUCCUGAACUGGUUAAAGGAGGAAUACAAUGACCCUCCAAUUUAUGUCACAGAGAAUGGAGUGUCCCAGCGGGAAGAAACAGACCUCAAUGACACUGUAAGGAUCUACUACCUUCGGACUUACAUCAACGAGGCCCUCAAAGCUGUGCAGGACAAGGUGGACCUUCGAGGAUACACAGUUUGGAGUGCGAUGGACAAUUUUGAGUGGGCCACAGGCUUUUCAGAGAGAUUUGGUCUGAAUUUUGUGAACUACAGUGACCCUUCUCUGCCAAGGAUCCCCAAAGCAUCUGCGAAGUUCUACGCCUCUGUGGUCCGAUGCAAUGGCUUCCCUGACCCCGCUACAGGGCCUCACGCUUGUCUCCACCAGCCAGGUGAGAUGUGGCUCUGGAAGGGAAUAAAACCUAAGGGUGAGGGGCCGGUGCAAGGGCCUCUCUGUCUGUUUUCUUCUAGUUUAUUACCCUCCUCUCUGCUGCUUCAUCUCCUUCAUUCAUUCAACAAAUGUUUAUUUUCUUUGAAUGCUCCAGACAUUUCCUGGGUAGAACAAAGGACACUUAGGGUCAAUGUUACACUUAGAAACCAGAGCCCUGGUCUGGGAAUAAGCAGGUCUAGACUCUUCUUCCAGCCCUACCACUAACUUGCUGUGCACUCAUAGAUAAGAAACCAGGCACAUGCUUCUGGGCAGUUAGAAGGAUCAAAUAAAGGGACCAUGAAAGUACAAUGCUUGCACCAUGUGGGUGCCCCAUAUUUGUUAAAUGAAAGAGUGUAAAUCACUACACAAAUGUAAAUGACAAUUAUCCAGUUUCAAUUAUACAGGCUAAGAAUCCUUCAUCUGAAAAUUCAAAAUCCAAAAUACCCCAAAAUCUGAAACUUUUUGAGCACUGGCAUGACAACAUAAAUGGAAAAUUCAACACCUGACCCCAUGUGACAGGUCGCAGUCAAAAUACAGUUAAAGCUUUGUUUCAUGCACACAAUUAUUUAACAUACUGUAUAGAAUUACCUUCACACCAUGUGGAUAAGUUGCAUAUAAAACAUAUAUGAAUUUCAUAUUUAGACCUGGGUCCCAUCCCCAAAAUAUCUCAUUAUGUAUAUGCAAAUAUUCCAAAAUCUUAAAAAAUCCCAAAUCUGAAACAUUUCCGAUUCUAAGCAAGCAUGUCAGAUAAGGGAUAUUCAACCUGUAUUCUAAUUGCUGAUAGAGAUGUUUAAAAAAUACAACUGCUUAACUUCACUCAGAGGCUCCUGACACACAGUGAAAGGGGAUGGGUACCUCCACCUCGGCAACCUGUCAGUGGCUGGGCGGAUUUGGGGUACCAUGCAGCCUCUGCUGGGGUCUCAGGGAUCUGAGAACUCAAAUCAGCGACAGAGCACCAACCACCCUGUGUCACACUCUCCUAGAUGCUGGACCCACCAUCAGCCCUGUGAGACAGGAGGAGGUGCAGUUCCUGGGGCUAAUGCUCGGCACCGCAGAAGCACAGACAGCUUUGUACGUUCUCUUUUCUCUUGUGCUGCUUGGAGUCUGUGGCUUGGCAUUUCUGUCAUACAAGUACUGCAAGCGCUCUAAGCAAGGGAAAACACAACGAAGCCAACAGGAAUUGAGCCCGGUGUCUUCAUUCUGAUGAGUUACCACCUCAAGUUCUGUGAAGCAGGCCUAGUUUCUUCAUCUACCUUUCCCGGCCACCAACUCCUUAGGGUCUUAGACUCUGCUUAUACUGGACUUCUCCAUAAAGUCCUGCUACACCGUUAGAGAUGACUUUAAUCUUGAAUGAUUCCGACUUACUGAUUAAAAUGGAAAUAUCUGCAUCUUGCUCCAGUAUCAGAGUUCAUUUGGGCAUUUGAGGAGCAAGUAGCUCUUGCAGAAACAUGUAGAUACUGGUCUAGUGGGUCUGUGAACCACUUAAUUGAACUUAACAGGGCUGUUUUAAGUUUCAGAGUUGUUAAGGGUUAAGUUGUUUGUUAAGGGAGCAAAAACCGUAAAAAUCCUUUCUAUAAGAAAUCAACUCCACUGCAUAGACUGCAAUAUCUCCUGCCCUUCUGCAAGCUCUCCCUAGCUUCACAUCUUGUGUUUUCCAGAAAAUAAAAACAGCAGACUGUCCUUUCUCCUAUGGUUGCCCCUCCUUGACAAAGUAGGUUCAAGAGAAGUUGUUAUGAAGUCACACAAGCCAUCUGGAACUCUGAUUAAGCUUUGCCACCAGACCAAGUCUUUCUGUUGACAUUAUAUUCCUUGGGGCAAAUACCACAACAUGCAGAAAGUGGCCUUUUCCCACCCCUCAAACACCCCCACUGCCACUUUUUAUGCCAUCCCCAGCUCUCCCAUCUGACCUUGGUUCAUUUAGCCUGUUUCCGUCCUUUCCCAAUUUGUGGUAGUUCUAAACUGCACAUAGGACAACUAUCCAUAUUCCUUUGUGUCUUCCCAAAUGCUGUUCCUUCCACCUAGGAUGCCCUUUCUUCUGAAAAUGCCUUCAAGUCUCAGCUGAAAUGUACUUCCUCCUCUGAAUGGCUUCCCUGAAAUCCCCAGGCAGAUUCUCCUUCGUCUGCUUUGCUUGUAAAUAUCCCCUAUUACAACUUGACCAUCCACUUUCUAUACUGGAAUUGCGUAUUUCUCUAUCAGCUUCUUAAGGCCAAGGACCAUGUCUCAUUGUCUCUGGCAAGCACAACUUGGACAGAGCAAUGAAAAGCACAAAUGCUCCUUUCGUGUGUUCACCCAUUCCCACAGCAUUUCCAGGGCAGUGGUGGGAGCGGAGAGAGAUAUGUUCUUUAUAAUCCCCUCAAAUAUGCUGAGAGACAAUCUCAGUGUGAAACACCUAAACACUUGAUUGGCCCAUAUAUUACGUCUAGAUAGCUGGGAAAGUGUUUUGUAAAAAUUAAAUUAAGAGUAAUUUUGGGCUGGUCUUAAAAGGAUGAUCACACUUGAAAUUUGCUUCUUGUAAGCAUUCCUUUCCCUAUCAAAACAUUCCAACACCGUGAGUCCCAACCUGGCAGUCAGGAGCUUGUGGUGCACAAGCAUUUUUCUCCAUCAAUCGACUGGAAAAGUCUGUCAGAUGGGGGUGGGGGUGGUUCUAAAAUUGAUAUUAAAGACAUUCCUUGGCCGGGCGUGGUGGCUCACACUUGUAAUCCCAGCACUGUGGGAGGCUGAGGUGGGUGGAUCACGAGGUCAGGAGAUCGAGACCAUCCUGGCUAACACGGUGAAACCCCGUCUCUACUAAAAAUACAGAAAAUUAGCCGAGCGUGGUGGCAGGCGCCUGUAGUCCCAGCUACUCAGGAGGCUGAGGCAGGAGAAUAGUGUGAACCUGGGAGGCGGAGCUUGCAGUGAGCUGAGAUCGCACUACUGCACUCCAGCCUGGGCAACUGAGCAAGACUCUGUCUCAAAAAAAAAAAAAAAACAUUCUUUGGGUAGAAGCUCAGUAUCAUAAAGUGCCAAUUAUACCUAAAUAAUCUCAAAACUCAACAUCACUUUUUUGGGACAACACUAACAAAAUAAUAUAAAGUUUCAUAUAUGAAAUAAACUUGUAAGAAGAGCCAGGAUAAAUCUGGGGGAAGAAGAUUAAAACACAUUAUAAAGCUAGAUUAGUUUGGUAUAGCAGAGAGCAAACAGAUCAAUAAAGAGAAAGCCUAGACACAGAAGCAUCUGCACAUGGAACAGAUGCCCGCCUCGCAGGCAGUGCGCCUACUCGGGGCAGAGGGCCCGUGAAGGCGGUGAGGGAACAGCCUCCUGGGGAUGUUAGCCACAGGCAUGGGAAGGAGCCAGGUCCUUUCCUUGGAUACCAGAUUUAAACAUACAAAAAGGAAACCAUAAGAAUCCUAGGAUAUAAGAAAAUUAAUUUUUGAAGUGGGAAAGGUAUUUAUAAGCAAGACUCAAGACCUGGAGGUCAUAAAUGAAAACACAGAUAAUAUCGUGGCAAAAAAUUACCAAAUGUACUCAACAAAAGGGAGGGAGAAGCCAGUCGCGGUGGCUCACGCCUGUAGUCCCAGCACUUUGGGAGGCCGAGGCAGGCGGAUCAUGAGGUCAGGAGAUCAAGACCAUCCUGGCUAACAUGGUGAAACCCUGUCUCUACUAAACAAAAUACAAAAAUUAGCUGGCCGUGGUGGCGGGCACCUGUAGUCCCAGCUACUCGGGAGGCUGAGGCAGGAGAAUGGCGUGAACCCGGGAGGCAGAGCUUGCAGUGAGCCGAGAUUGCGCCACUGUGCUCCAGCCUGGGCAACAGAGGGAGACUCCAUCUGAAAAAAAAAAAGGGAGAAAAUAUUUACUGCCAUAUGCUAGCAAAUGGCUUUAAUGUACACAGUCUUAUAAAUCAGUAAGAAAAAUAUGAAAACAAUAAAAAUUGGCAAGGAAUACAUGGAGUUCUCAAGAUAAGCCAAACUGAUCAAUAACAUCAAGAUGCUCACUUCAUUCAUGAUAAAUACAGUACAUACGAGAUUAUAUCAUUUUUCAUCUAUCAUUUUGAAAAAGCUAACAAAGUAUGAUAAUACAGUAUUGGCAAGGGUGUGGGAAAAUGGACAUUCUCAUGACUGUUGGUAGGGGUUCAAAUUCACACAGCUUGUAGAGGAGGCAAUGCAACAGCAUCUUUCAUAACCCAAACUGCAAACACUCUUCUUUCACUUAGCAAGUGAUACAAACAUAUUCUACAGGUAUAUUUUCACAGUAACACUAUACCUCCCACCCAAGGUUGCUUACGAUAGCAAUGUUUGUAAUAGAAAAAGAAAAAUGUGUAAUAACCACUGAAUGCCACCAGAGCAUGGACAGUAAGCUGAAUGCAGUACAUUCAUCAAGCAGAAUGCUAUGCAACCAUUGAAAAUGAGGUAGCUUGGUGUCGACAGGAAAAGAUCUCAAGAUUAUGUAAGCAAAAAAGCAAGAUGCAAGGUAGAAUAUAUAAUAUGAUCCCAUUUAUUUAAAAAAUAAAGAUUACAUAUUUGCUUAUAUACGCAUACAAAUUUUCUGAAAAUUACAUAAGAAAUUGUUAAUAGAUUACCUCUGGAGAAUAGUACUGGGGUAAGAGGUGAGGGGGGAGAAUUCUCAUUUUACAGCCUUACAUACUGUUGUGAAUUUUUUUUACCAUGUACUUUUAAAUUUUAAAAUACAAAAUUGAGGAGGGAUCCUCCUACUCCAAAAUUAUGAAGCAUUCUUUUAUGUACAUUUCUCUAAGAGUUAUAUUUGAUAUUUUUCAAGGCAAACUGACUUGAGGUACUCGCUGUUUUUCCAAAUGUAUUUCUAAUAAUUAUUAGUAGAGUCACACCUAUUUUGACAGCUUUUUUAAAAAGUCACAUAUUGCUGUAUUUUUAAAGAUGACAAACCUUUAUUUAAAUGGGAUGCUUGCUGGAGAUUUUCUUUUUCAAACUCACUUUUUAAGUUAUGGAAAUAAUAUCACUGCCGAAAGUUUGGAAAACAUAUAUAAGGGUGCCAAAAAUACCACUAAAAUCACAUAAACCAAUCUUACCAUUA
This is a messenger RNA of Symphalangus syndactylus (siamang), 11027 nucleotides long. It is a transcript of the gene LCT, whose product is annotated as lactase. Gene Ontology annotation, biological process: carbohydrate metabolic process. The record is from RefSeq and is a predicted model, not a curated record. NCBI's taxonomy places the organism in Eukaryota, Metazoa, Chordata, Mammalia, Primates, Hylobatidae. Gene Ontology annotation, molecular function: lactase activity; beta-glucosidase activity.